Molecule: messenger RNA, 1011 nt
Organism: Aureococcus anophagefferens
Lineage: Eukaryota; Pelagophyceae; Pelagomonadales; Pelagomonadaceae
Exons: 1
Coding region: 1-1011 (336 amino acids)
Source: RefSeq, a predicted model, not a curated record
AUGGCCCUGCGCGCCGUCGCCUCGCGAUCCGCGGCGCUGCUCCGCCUCUCGGCCGCGCGGCACGCGAGCGACGCGCCGCGGCGGUGGCCGCCGCUCGUGGACCGCGUCAUCGACCGCGUGUCGUCGACCACGGGCCUCCACGAGCUCACGCAAUUGAAGGACGACGUCGCCGCCGCCGAGGCGGCCCACGAGGCCGCCGUCCAGCGGCGGUCCGAAGCCCUGGCGGCCCACGACGCCGCGGUCCAGGGCCGCGCGUCGACGCAGUCCGAGCUCGCCGUGCUCCUCCAGCGCCGCGACACGUGGGACGCGGCCGACGUCGCGCGCUUCACCGCGCUGACGUCGACGGAGCACGGCAUGCGCGGCGGCCUCGAGGAGAGCCUCGCGGCGCGGACGAGCGCGGAGCUCGGCGCCGACGCCGCCCAGCGCGACUUCAUCAAGGCCGUGCAGCGGCGCUACCACGGCGAGCUCCUCUGGCAGGAGAAGUACCGCGCGCUGUCGCUCUACUCGACGUGGGCGCUCAUCGGCGUCAACUCCGUCAUCUUCCUCGGGUCGUCCGUGCUGCGCACGCGCACGGAGCGGGAGCGCAUGGACGCCAUGAGCGCCGCCGUGGCCGACCUCGCGGCGGCGGCCGCGCGCGCGGAGCGCGUCGCCGCCGCGGCCGCCGAGGCCGAGGCCAAGGCCGCCGCGGCCGCGCCCGCGCCGCCGCCGCCGAGGCUCGCCGUGCUCCGCGCGCGGGCGGCGGCGGCCCUCGCGGCCGCGCGCCGCGCCGGGACGCGAUGCCGCGCCGCGGCCGCGGCCGCGGCCGCGCGGUGCUCGUCCCGCGCCGGGGACGCGUGGGCGCGGUGUCGGGCGCGCGCCGCGGAGGCGACGCCGGCCUCCGUCGCGGCCGGCGUCCGGCGCGCCGCGCGCGCCGCGGCGACGCGCCUCGAGGACCCGCGCGUGAGCGCCGGCGUCGGCGUCGCGUGCGGCCUCGCCCUCGCGGAACUCCUCGGGGCCGUCCGGGUGAAUUAG